UUUCACUGGAUGAUGAUGCUAUGUUUGCUGAUGUACUUGGGCCAGAAAAAAAUGGUUAUGUACGUGCUUAUGGUCCUGGAAAAAAUGUCACGGAAUAUUUUGGUGUUAGACCUACAAAGAUAGAACUACUUAGACAACUUGAUACUUCAAGAAGAGAAGUAAACGAGCAUGUCCAACAAAUUCAAAAAGAAGCAAGUGAACAAGUAAAUGAUGUUAAGAAGCAAAUGGAUGAGAAACUUGCAGAGAUGAAUAGAAUAUGGGAGCAGAAAUUCAAGAUGCUUUUGGAGAAAAACAAUAAUAUUGCAUCAUCUAUGGAGGAUUCCCAAGAUGAUGAAAUUGGAGGAUGAUUUGCAGUAUAUUUGAAGUUUUGGAUUUUGAAGCAGGCAGCAGCCUUAUAAUACUACUUUUAGAAAAUUUAGAUAUUAAUAUUAGUGUUAGU
Molecule: messenger RNA, 439 nt
Organism: Manihot esculenta (cassava)
Lineage: Eukaryota; Viridiplantae; Streptophyta; Magnoliopsida; Malpighiales; Euphorbiaceae
Exons: 2
Coding region: 21-347 (108 amino acids)
Source: RefSeq, a predicted model, not a curated record